AUAUAUAUAUAUAUAUAUGCAUCGCGAACAGUGCCCCCGCAGUUUAGUCUAUAAAGUGACCUUUUCCCGAAAAAGUAGAGUAUUAUACGUCUGGACCAAUUCGGAUAUGUGCCACUGACAGCCGAUUAAAAUUUUGUUUUCUAUACAGAAAAUAUAAUAACACCACUGUUUUACCCAAACAGUCUAAGAAAAAAAGUGAAUGAGCAUCCUUAGCAGCAUAUAAUAUAAAACAUUUUACAAGGACAUUUCUCACAUAUUUUCAUCCAGACUGCAUUUUUUAAUUAUCUCGAUUUUUUUCCUUUACUUAUAACUAAUUGGUAUUGAUUAUUUUUACUGAACUCUUGUUUUUCUGUUUCACUACUAAUUUGUAUUUCGAUAUAAGAACACAUGUUUGAUUAUAUAAGACAAUAAAGCUCCUCUGGAAACUUUGAUCUGAUCACUGCUUUAAUAAGCUUUCUCUCGCCCAUGUCACUGUAAUUAAAUUAGAUCCGACCGUCUGACAGUAAAAACGACAAAUUGUUUCAGUCAUGUGUCUCGCAGUAGAUUGUAUUAUUAUAUAUUAGCACUCAUCUCGAUCUGAUGCACAGAACGCCUUUUACAGUAUAUUCUCUUAGACUGCAAUUUUAUCAAUAUUUUAUCUAUAGAAGUUAAACUCUUUUGUUUGUUAGACUUGAUACUGUAUGAGCAUUGAGCGUGUAUAAAAAUAGAAAAUGUACAGAUUACAGAGAUUUACAUUUCCAAUUAAUUAUCUUGAUAAAAUCAACAGAUUUUAUAAUGAAACAACUGAUAUACAUUUUUGUACACUGCGAGCGCUGCAACCAUAGUUUAUAGACAUUUUCCUUUAAUUUUCUUAAUUCUAUUUUUUAUAUACUUGCAUAAAUAUUUUUUUAUUAUAAUAUCUUUGUUAAAUGAAGUUUAAAGACUGAAAUAAAACCAGAUCGAUGAUAUUUUAAUGGAGGUUGACGUUGAGUGUAAUAAACCGCUGAUAGUUACAGUAUCGCAAAAAAAGAAAGUUAAAAGAAAAGCGAUUCUCUAUCGAUUCAGUUUCUUCGCGUGUAUGAAUAUUUGUAUGAUACUGGCCUUUUUCACUUCUAACUUGGGCGGAUCAAAGGGACUUAUCAAUGGAAACUUUGUCAUCUGGUAUUUUGCCGUACCACUGAUUUACUUCGAGGCUGGUCUUUGCUGCAAUUACCGAGCCCUCUUCUCAGUGUUUCGCGAUGGGUAUCUGCUCUCUUUUCUGAUGAUCUUCAUAUACGUACUGAUCCCGAUCGUCGCAAGGAUCGGUAGCUACUUGCUGGGCAGCGCCGGCGUCAACAGUCGCCUGCUCAAAGGAAUAGAAGUCUUACACUGCCUACCUCCACCAUUUAGUACAAGUUUAGUCUUAAGCAGAAUCGCAAACGCUGACAUCCCUACAAGUGUUGUCACAAUUUUGAUCUGUCAUUUUGGAGGGAUGCUCCUGUCACCUAUUUUGCUGUACAUAAUGCUUGGAGCGACGGUACCGCCACUAACCGAGAUAAAUUUGCGCGAGAUCACAUACAGCACGCUGAUACCGUUGGCGAUCGGCGUCUCCCUCAGAUCCAUUUGCUUCAAGGAGCAACAAUCCGUCGCGUCCUUGUCCCAAGUGGAUCGAACCAAGUGGAUAUCCCAGGUGUUGCUGUUGCUGACGGCCUACAAUCUCUUCUGUGAUGCUUUUACCAUUGACGCAGCUGCGCUGUACGCGAUCGAUAUCCUUCUAUGCGUAUUUAUCGCCUGCCUGAGCCAGGUACUGAUGACGUGCAUCUGCUGGACGUUGUGCAGCACGUGGCUGAGUCAAGACGUACUGCUGGCAACAGUCUUCACAUGCACUUACAAGUCCAUAGGCUUCGGCGGAUGGCUCAUGCGAACGGCCUUUCGCAACACGGUCCAGACCGCAGCGGUCAACUUACCACUGGGAAUAUUGACAGUAGCGCAACUGCUACUGGGCAGUUUGUUAGCGAGCUGGCUCGCACCGUAAUAUUUUUUAGUGAUCAACAUCGUGAUUCUAAAAUGAUUUUUUCACUGAAAUGUUUUGAAGCGAAAAUAGUGAAAAAUAUCUGAAGAAAACAAAUCUAGCCAAAAAAAACUUUGUAAUAAAAUAAUAAAAGCAAAAUUUUGUAGUACGAAAAGGUUAUAAAGAAUAAACGAGUUCAGAUUUUGGAUUCCCAUACAAAACAUAGCGAUUUUAUUCUACAAAUAAUGGGAUAAAUUUUAGUUAUUCGUCUGUUCUUCAUUCUUUCUUUGUUUUCUUUGUUUCUUUUUUUUUAAAUCAGUUACUUCUUUUUUAUCUUA
This is a messenger RNA of Nasonia vitripennis (jewel wasp), 2307 nucleotides long. Its product is annotated as sodium/bile acid cotransporter 7. Bases 953 to 1993 code for a protein of 346 amino acids. The record is from RefSeq and is a predicted model, not a curated record. Lineage: Eukaryota; Metazoa; Arthropoda; Insecta; Hymenoptera; Pteromalidae. The transcript has 7 exons. Gene Ontology annotation, cellular component: plasma membrane.